GUAGCGCUCUGUUGUUUUCCGACCAAUAUGGCGGCUGUCGGCGGGGACUGGCGCUCGGGAGCGGCGGCUUCACGAAUUAUAUACAGAUGAAAUCAACUGGCUGAAGAAUCUUGGUUUGCCAAAUGCUUACACUAUCAAACAAUAUUUUAAAUCUCAACUCCAGUCAUGGCAUAUGAUGAAGCACUCAGAAAGAAAGAAGAUUGUAUAGUGGGUGAAAGCGGAAUUGAAGAGGUGGGUCUGGCAGCAGGCAGAAGCCAACGAGAGAAGAAGCGCUCGUAUAAAGAUUUGCUGAAAGAAGAGGAGGAAAUAGAUGCAGAAGUCCGAAACUCAGCCAAAAAGAAAGCGAAGGAGAUUGAAGAUUUCCUUUUGGGUGCUGAUUUUCAUAAGAAAAAGAAGAAAUUACACCAUUUAACAGGAGAAGAGUUCUACUAUGGAGAGCUGUCACCUAUGGAACCUGUAAAGAAGAAAAAGAAAAUCGAUGGUCAACAGACUGACACUGCCAUGGGCCUUCUGAAGGCUAUAACCUCACCUGUAUCUGCAGUUGCAAAGCCUUCUAAAAAAGUUGAGAAACCAAUUUCUGCUUUUGGCUCACCAUCCUACCCUCCUUUUCACACUGAGAAUAAGAAGGAACAUAAGAAAAAAGCUGCCAGUGCAGACCCUGAGGAUCUCUCUGAAGAAGGAAGCUUCCACAAGUCAAAGAGGAUGAAGCCGCUUUUUGUAAAUACAGACGCUGUGACUGUGCGUGAAGGAGAGGGUUUAAAAAUGAAACUCCUCCUCUCGCCUAAGGACAAGUCGGGCAUGGAUGAUGAGGCAUUCGGUUUUGCAGGGACAUCAAGUCUAAAGAAAUCAUCAAAAAAGGCAAGUAGGGAGGAACAUGGCACUUUCCUCUCUACCCUUGACACCCACAGUUUGCCAAAGCCAUCAGCUGUUCGUAAAAAACACAAGUCAGAGUCUCGGGUUAGUGAGGGCUUUGACUCUGCAUCGCACUUCUACCCUGAAGUUCAUGCCAGUAACCUUUCUGAUUAUGAGCUCACUGGUUUGGAGACAUUGGAGUCUGCAACGUCCUCUGGUGGGGAGCUUGAGGCUGGAGAGCUAGUUAUCGACGAUUCUUUCCGAGAAAUGAAAAAGAAAAAGAAGAAAGACAAAAAAAGCAAAAAAAAGAAGGACAAGGACAAACACAAAGAAAAGAAACACUCAAAGUCUAAGAAGCUUCUGGUUCAUGGCUCAGGGAAGGCCAUGUCACCCACUAAAUGCUGUUAUUCACCACAGCCAUCCGUAAGCACACCUUAUGCAUUGAAUGUACACUCACCUUCUGUAUUCCAUAUUGAAGGACAGACUGAGAAAAAGAAGAAAAAGGAAGAAAAAGAUAAAGAAAAGAUAGAAAAACCUGAAAAGAAAAAAAAGAAUAUAUCGGCUUAUCAGCUGUUUUGCAAGGAGUACCGGAUUAAUAUUAUUGCUGAGCAUCCAGGAAUAGAUUUUGGUGAACUCAGCAAGAAGCUGGCUGAGGUAUGGAAGCAGCUUCCUGACAAGGAUAAACAGGUAUGGAAACAGAGGUGCCAAUACUUGCAGCACAAGCAGAACAAAGCCGAGGCUAUGACAGUGAAACGGAAACUCUCUGAUUCAUUGGAAGAGGCAGCUGUUAAACAGAAAGGCAAGCAGAACUUGUCAUCAUUGUCUGGUAUGAUGACACCUCAGAAGAAAUCAGCCCUUUCGGUCACAUUCGGAGGCAGCAGUCAGUCCUCCUCUCCAGUGAAAAUGCCAGAUGCUGACCCAAUCGACGUUGCAGCGCACUUGCAGCUUCUGGGAGAAUCGCUGAGCCUCAUCGGCCACCGACUGCAGGAAACUGAGGGUAUGGUGGCAGUGUCUGGGAGUCUCUCUGUCUUGCUGGAUUCCAUAAUCUGUGCACUGGGUCCAUUAACUUGCCUCACAGCACAGGUUGAUCAUCUUAAUGGCUGUCCAAAAGAAAUUCUUGCUCUCACACUGGAUAACAUUGCUUAUAUCAUGCCAGGACUUUGACCUUGAGAGAUGUUUGGGACUGGAUCAAUAGCAGAAAACUGAAUAUAUUGUAGAUAAAGAUUGUUCACUGCUGAAUAGCAUAUUUGAAUUGUACCCUUUCCUAUAGUACUGUAAUUAUUGUCGAAUGUUGUAAAAAGCCUGCUUUGAGAUGUUCGAGACAAUGCAAGCCCGGGAGACGUGCUGGAAAGAAGGUGCAUUUCUUGAAGGGAUCAUUGGGUUUAACGUUGAUCUACCAGGGAUCACUAUUGCCAAAUAUGAACGCCAAUGCUGGACCACCUUCUGCUGAAUCAUAAUUGUUUCCACGGGUAUGCGUCAUUUUGUAAGUUUGUAAUGUUAAAUGUAAAAGAAAACCUCCAAUUCUGGAAAAGAAGAAAACAUUGGAAACAUUUAACAAGUUAUUCACCAACUAAAAAACAAAGUAAGAGGGUGCUGUGAUGAAAGGUCACAGCUAAAGUGCCAAGCCCACCUUUUGUUUCAGUUGAUGAGCAACCUGUUGUGGAUUUGCAGUAUUUUGUAUUUUAUUUCAUUAUCUUAUAGCACUGAAAGUGCAGCUUCUCAAUGGUUCCUGCUCAUUCCUUGUGAUAAAUGGCCUUCAAAUGGGCUCUGUUCAGCUGUCUUGAGGAUAUGUCCUCUGAUAAAGUGCUCACUGUGAGCGCAUUUAGCUGAGGAACAUAAUGUUUUGUGGAAUUUACUACUUCAAAGUAAUUCUAAAACCUGAUUUGAGCAAGCUGAGUCCUGUAUAGUUGUGUCUGUCUACCUUGCAUUUAGUUGUGAAUUCUUGCCUCCUCCAAUCCUGUUCAACCUAACUAGAAUGAAAACAGCAAAUGAUGGAAUUACUCAGCAGGUCAGACAUCUGUGGAGAGAGAAACACAGUUAACCAUUUCAGAUUAGGCAGACUUUGACUGGUACCUGGUUCUGAAGUGUCUCAACAGUGAAUAUCGUAUUUGAUCUAAUCAAAUCUUUAGCAGUUUGCAAAUAUACACUUCUCAGCUGGAUCAUUGGGUGAUGGUCAGGAGAGACUGUUGACCUUUUAGAGUAUUCCAUACUGCCUUUUGUGCCUAUAUAGCUCUCCAAAAGUGCUAUCCAGUCAUUCUGAUUGCCUUGUCAUUUCUCAUUGCCCAUAUCUUACCCCAUCAAAUUUUACUUUUCAAGCAUUAAAUACAGAUCCUCAAUCAGCUGAAUUAAAAGAAAACUUUUAAUACCUUGCCAGCUGUUUUCUGUCUGUAUUUACCACUUGAUGUUUCUUAUGCUACUAGUGACUUAUUUUCGUUUCACCUAUAAAAUUCAACUCUUCUGAUCCAAGGAGGAUAAUACAAAAUUCUCAAGUUUUUCCAUGUGCUAAAAUACCACAUUCAGGGUCCUAUUCUAUUAAAUCUCUCUAAGGCAUUUCUCCCCCUUCAACUGAAGGCCUCGUCAUCACCCUUGUUUGUUUUUAAAAUUUCUGUGUGUGAACAUUAUAGCACAUUAAAGAAGUGGCAUUAUAAAUUGUAUUUUCAGAAUAUGUUAGUAGCUCCAGUGAUAAAUAACCCAUUUCACUAAUCGGUGUUGUGUGCAGGACUAGGAGGUUCAGUGGGUUAAAUGGUGACAACAUUCAGUAUUUUAUAAAUUUUAUGAUAUUUCUUAAUUUGAAAUAGCUAUAUACUUUCCUUUCGGUUAGUCCUGACGAAGGGUCUCGGCCUGAAACAUUGACAGCGCUUCUCCCUAUAGAUGCUGCCUGGCCUGCUGUGUUCUACCAGCAUUUUGUGUGUGUUGUUGUUUGAAUUUCCAACAUCUGCAGAUUUCCUCGUAUAUACUUUUCUUGCUGAGAUGCUCUGUAUUGGAAGGAAAGUAAUAUUUCCUAUUUUCUGUCCAAUGUUCUUUGCUCCAAACUUUACUUUAGUGAGGUUAAUAUGUCUGAAACUUUUGUACAGCCUCUGUAGCCUGUAAACAACUAUAUAAAAGUCAAACACGAGGAAAUCUGCAGAUGCUGGAAAUUCAAACAACACACACAAAAUGCUGGUGGAACACAGCAGGCCAGGCAGCAUCUAUAAGGAGAAGCACUGUCGACGUUUCGGGCUGAGACCCUCCAUCAGGACUAACCGAAAGGAAAGAUAGUAAGAGAUUUGAAUGUUAAAAGCCAUUAACCUUCAUCAUGGAAUUCAUCCCAUGUUGAAAAAGUUACACCCAUUGAGAAAUUGAUACAUUCAAAGCUCAUGAUUUUGUCCUUUGUAAUAAUUUAAAACAUCAAAAAUAGUGUUAAGCAGAAAAACAAGGUUGUCAAAGUGGCUGACAGGCUCUGAACUAUUAUAGGGAUGAGUACCAUUUGUAACAGUACUUAGUUAUUUAAUUUGUUUGCGAGCAACAUGAUUCUCCCACUGUAAAGUUUGAUAGUUUCGCAGUAUUUCCCUAAUGGUUAUAUUAUUUUAAAACUAUCAGUUGUUUCCUGACCCAAUGGAGGGAGUUGUACUUCGAUAAGAUCAGUUAAACAGACCACAAAAGACCACCAGGGUCAAAUGUUAACUGAAGAAUUGUUGGCUGAAUCACUACCACUAUUUUCUACCAUGUCUUCAGUUAAUUCACAUUUUAAUGAGUGAUUUUUAAAAAAAAAUUCUUUUAAGCCAAUUUUUUUCAUUUUCUCCCUCAAUGCAACAAAAUAGAUGAAUGUGUGUGACUGUACGAAUCUCCCUAUAUGAAAUUGCUUGAUUGCUUGUGCUACAAGUUGAUUAGUAUAAUCACUUGCUCCCUGGGAAACAUUUUAAGGGAUUAAAUGCCAUUCUCAUUUAGAAGGUCUUUGAUAUUACUGUAAAAUAUCAAACUUUAAUUCUAGAAAUGUGGGAAUACAUCUGACCUGAACAUGCUUAGGCUCACCUAAAUAAUAACUUUGAAAGUAAAAGCUAAUCAUUUAACCCACUGAUAAGAAUCUGAGUGGGUGGGGGUUGCUGUUCUAGCGUUCUGUUCUGUUGGGAGUUUGUUUGCAAAUACUCCUUCACAUUUGGGAUCAGAAUUUACGGCCCAGCUCAGAUACAAACCUUUUUCUCUGGCUAGCUAAGAUCAGAUCACAGGGAAAGAAGAAAUUUUGAUAGAUACUAUCAGGCUAAAUCAAUAGAAGAGAUUUUUCAGGUGAAAUGUUUUGAAGCUGAGUAGGGAGAUAAUACUCCAUAUCUAAUCUGGGAAUUGUAACCUGCUGCUGAGUGAUAGAAAUCUACUUCUCUGCUUAAAAAAAAAACCCACACUGAAAUAAAACUAAAUAUAUAGCUUUCUAUCAGCAGUCCUCACUACGCACAUCUCCCCCAGAGGAAACCACAUGAUAACCAUGGGUCAGUGAGAUUUACUGAACUGAUUUUAUCUUCUGUUGACAUACAGUUUGUCUGUGGUUUUAAUUGGUCACAUUGGUUUGUUUUCUGAUACCACCAUUGAACUGUAAGAUCUGAACAAUGAUUGAGUACUGUCCUCCUAAUAAGUCAGGCAUUUCUCUUUUAAAGGUUUAUAUAUGUAUGAUUAUUGUAUCUUUUUUAAAAAGAAAGCAAAGAUUUAGAAUAUUCCUUUGGGCUUUUAUAAAAAGUUCUUCCUGGUCUUUCUUGAUUUGCACACAGUAAACUGUAGCUGUACUGUAUGCUAUAUAAAUAGAUCAUGAGUUUUUGUAUUCUUCA
Hypanus sabinus (Atlantic stingray) is the source of this 5645-nucleotide messenger RNA. It is a transcript of the gene hmgxb4a, whose product is annotated as HMG box domain containing 4a. The transcript has 11 exons. The coding region runs from base 166 to 2016 and encodes 616 amino acids. The record is from RefSeq and is a predicted model, not a curated record. NCBI's taxonomy places the organism in Eukaryota, Metazoa, Chordata, Chondrichthyes, Myliobatiformes, Dasyatidae.